Molecule: messenger RNA, 1300 nt
Organism: Grammomys surdaster
Lineage: Eukaryota; Metazoa; Chordata; Mammalia; Rodentia; Muridae
Gene: Cd8b
Product: CD8b molecule
Exons: 6
Coding region: 65-688 (207 amino acids)
Biological process (GO): regulation of immune response
Cellular component (GO): cell surface
Molecular function (GO): MHC class I protein binding; coreceptor activity
Source: RefSeq, a predicted model, not a curated record
GAUCCUAAUCUAUCUUUCAGUUGACAGAGCCCUGAGGGGAACAGGUGCCCCAAAGAGUGCCACGAUGCAGCCGUGGCUCUGGCUGGUCUUCAGUAUGAAGCUGGCAGCUCUCUGGAGCAGCUCUGCCCUCAUUCAGACCCCUCCAUUCCUGCUGGUUCAAACCAACGGUACCGCAAAAAUCUCCUGUGAGAUUAAAAGCAACUCUAAGUCAGCAGUCAUCUACUGGCUGAGAGAGCACCAGGACCCUACCAAGGGCAAGCACUUUGAAUUCCUGGCCUCCUGGAGUUCUUCUAAAGGAGUUACGUAUGGUGAAAGGGAGAAGAAGAAUAUAAUUCCGUCAACCGGGCCCUCUCUCAGUAUCAUGAAUGUGAAACCAGAGGACAGUGACUUCUACUUCUGUGCGACAGUUGGGAGCCCCAAGAUGGUCUUUGGGAGUGGGACAAACCUGACUGUGGUUGAUGUCCUUCCCACAACUGCCCCAAUCAAGAAGACUACCCCAAAGAUGAAAAAGAAACAAUGCCCACUCCCCAAACCAAAGACCCAGAAGGGCCUGACAUGUAGCCUCAUUACCCUCAGCCUGCUGGUAGCCUGCAUCCUGGUUCUGCUGGUAUCCCUUGGUGUGGCUGUCCACUUUCACUGUGUGCGGAGGAGAGCCCGAAUUCACUUCAUGAAACAGUUUCACAAAUGAUCAGCACCCACAACACCGAUAGCCUGUUACAAAGGACUGUGGCUCAAUAAAAACCAAGACCUGGACUCCUGAGAGACGGCACAUCCAGCGAUGGAGAGGCUACCCCCUUGCUAAAGCUGCCUGCUUUGAACUGCUGCAAGUUCUGUGUGUGGCCAGACAUGAGACUCACAGAGAAGGCCCCAGAAUCCAGGCUCACUCACAGAGUGUGCUGAAGAACCAAGAAAUCCCACCACGACACCAUGUACCCUUCUUGGACUGGACCUUGGAUGGUGGCCUUCUAGCCACUUUGUCAGUUACUCGGUAGGGCAGCAUUAUUGUUUCUUUGGCAUCUCGUGGGAGAGAGCUAGGGGAGCAGCCUUGGAGAAGACAGCACAUCCUCACACAGAGAAGCCACCUCAUGAAUAAGGUUUCCUGCAAACAGCCAUCUUACUCUCUCAGGCCUUGCGUUGGAGUUGAGAAGCUGUUGCUCAGGAGACAGACUUCUAUUUCAUCUAGUAGGAUGUUUCUUAAGCUUCACUUCUCUCUUGUGGCAGAUAUAUUUCUUCUCUCACUCCCUGCCCUUUCUAUGAAAAUGUCUUGGCUAUAAAAAUAAAGUCUUGUGUUAAAGACACA